Messenger RNA from Nanorana parkeri, 291 nucleotides. Its product is annotated as otoferlin-like. The record is from RefSeq and is a predicted model, not a curated record. Gene Ontology annotation, biological process: synaptic vesicle priming; plasma membrane organization. The annotation marks the transcript as partial. Gene Ontology annotation, cellular component: presynaptic active zone membrane; synaptic vesicle membrane. Lineage: Eukaryota; Metazoa; Chordata; Amphibia; Anura; Dicroglossidae. Gene Ontology annotation, molecular function: AP-2 adaptor complex binding; calcium ion binding. The transcript is spliced from 2 exons.
GGUAAAGUGGAGGCAGAGCUCCACCUACUAACAGCGGAAGAGGCAGAGAAAUCCCCGGCCGGCCUCGGCCGCAAUGAGCCGGAUCCUCUGGAAAAACCAAACCGGCCAGACACAAGCUUCAUUUGGUUUCUCAACCCCCUGAAGUCUUUCCGCUACUUCAUCUGGCAUACUUACCGCUGGCUGAUCCUGAAAAUCCUCAUCCUCAUCCUUCUUCUCCUCAUGGUGGGCCUCUUCCUUUACUCUGUGCCUGGAUACCUAGUGAAGAAGAUCCUCGGAGCCUGAGGAGGGUCU